AUGCUCUUCACAUCCGCUAUCCUCGCCGCGCUCACUGCCUCCACCACAGCUGCCAGCCUCCCAAAGCGCGAUGCAACCAUCACCGUCUACACCAACACCAAUUACGGCGGGGACUCGACCUCGCUCACUUACGUCAACGGAAAGUGCACCGACGCGGGCCAGUACAACGACAAGGUCAGCUCGGUGAAGACGUAUGGAGCUUCGUGCAAGCUGUUUGCGGAUUACGGAUGCCAGGGUGAUUCAUUCGCGAUUGAUGGGGAUACGCCUAGUUUGCAGGGAGUGUUCAAUGAUGAGAUGAGCUCGUUUACUUGCUACUAG
Molecule: messenger RNA, 318 nt
Organism: Trematosphaeria pertusa
Lineage: Eukaryota; Fungi; Ascomycota; Dothideomycetes; Pleosporales; Trematosphaeriaceae
Exons: 2
Coding region: 1-318 (105 amino acids)
Source: RefSeq, a predicted model, not a curated record